GGUCUUAACAAGAAGAGAAGGCUUCAAUGGAUUCUCUUGUGGUCCUUGUGCUCUGUCUCUCCUGUUUGCUUCUCCUUUCACUCUGGAGACAGAGAUCUGGGAGAGGAAAACUCCCUCCUGGCCCCACUCCUCUCCCAGUCAUUGGAAAUAUCCUAAAGAUAGGUAUUAAGGACGUCAGCAAAUCCUUAACCAAUCUCUCAAAAGUCUAUGGCCCUGUGUUCACUCUGUAUUUUGGCCUGGAACGCAUGGUGGUGCUGCAUGGAUAUGAAGCGGUGAAGGAAGCCCUGAUCGACCUUGGAGAGGAGUUUUCUGGAAGAGGCCAUUUCCCACUGUUUGAAAGAGCUAACAGAAGAUUUGGAAUCGUUUUCAGCAAUGGAACAAGAUGGAAGGAGAUCCGGCGUUUCUCCCUCAUGACGCUGCGGAAUUUUGGCAUGGGGAAGAGGAGCAUUGAGGAUCGUGUUCAAGAGGAAGCUCGCUGCCUUGUGGAGGAGUUGAGAAAAACCAAAGGUGGGUGAACCUGCUCUGUAUCACUGACCUUACUGGACUACUAUUUUCUCUACUGACAUUCUUGGAAACAUUUCAGGGGUGGCCAUAUCUUUCAUUAUGA
Molecule: messenger RNA, 607 nt
Organism: Cercocebus atys (sooty mangabey)
Lineage: Eukaryota; Metazoa; Chordata; Mammalia; Primates; Cercopithecidae
Product: cytochrome P450 2C19-like
Exons: 3
Coding region: 27-515 (162 amino acids)
Biological process (GO): xenobiotic metabolic process
Cellular component (GO): intracellular membrane-bounded organelle; cytoplasm
Molecular function (GO): heme binding; oxidoreductase activity, acting on paired donors, with incorporation or reduction of molecular oxygen, reduced flavin or flavoprotein as one donor, and incorporation of one atom of oxygen; iron ion binding
Source: RefSeq, a predicted model, not a curated record